UAAAGGGAAAUAUUAAGUUGAGCUAGAGUGAAAGAUUAGGCUUUUGUAAUGACAAGUUCAUCAUUCUUAGCGAGAACAGAUUAUUUAUAAGCGAGAAAACGAAGAAAUUGAGAAAUAGGAGGGACGCCACCUGUCGUGCGUUGUGGUACCUCUCAUAAAGUGACGUCAGAGCCUCUAUUUUAAUUAUUGAACUACUGUUUCAUGUUACACUUGAAAAGUAAAUUAGAUAAAUUUUGGCAACAAAUGAAACAUGCGAUAGGCCAUAGUUAUUUUAUUGCUGCAUAUUACGGCCGUCGCGCUCACUCCACAGUAGUGCCGACAAGUUCUGGUUUCGCUCGGCCGCGCUGACCGCGCUCGCACUUUCGCUUGGUGAAUGGCAAAGUUUCCAUUUCGCGGCGUGCUGUGCUGUCCAUGCUGUGUCACGAAAGUUCUUGACAGCUGUAGUUCCCAGUUCCCAGCAGCGAAAUGCCGGGUCGAUGUGAUGUCGCGGGGUGCCCAAACGGUCCGCGUCGUCUGAACAAGGAUACCGAAAGCUCCGACACCAACGUGCACUACCAUGCGAUCCCGCGGGGCGAACCUCUACGUUCUCGCUGGCUCAGUGCAUUUCCCAUGCUACAGCGGGUAGGAAAGGUGCCGAUCAGACUGCAUGUGUGCUCGAUGCAUUUCCGCCCUGAGGAUUACGAACACAAUUCACUUUUGAGGCUGUCAAUGGACGUGCCUUUUCAGAUGCGACUUCGUCGCAACGCUGUUCCGUCGAUAUUGCCUUCAUCCCAUGAAGAACAAAUACCGUUGCUGCAGGACGAAAAUUUCAUGGCUAACGUUGAUGUCUUGAUCACGGAAAAUGACGCCACUGGAACCUCCAUUGAAAGCAACGCGGAUUGCGAGCACAAUUCUCUACCAAGACAGUCAAUCGAAGUGCCUUUCCAAGCGCGACUGGGUUGCAACGUUGUUCCGUCGAUAUCGCCUUUCCCCCUUGAAGAGCAAGCACCGUUGCUGCAGGACGUAAGUUUUGCUAACGUCGCCGACCCGAUGAAUGAAAACACUGCUGGCACUUUCACCGAAAGUAACGCGGAGACGCUUCCCUCUGGUGCGAAAGACGCGGAGACGCAGACAGAUUUUAUGCAGAUCCCCGCGAAAACAAGCAGUUUCCGCAGCGUCGGGAAUGCAAAAGGAGUGCAGGCUAAACCACUGGGCACGAGCGUUGCUGUUCAGGUGAAUACAACUGUGAAGGAAAUGAAAUGCAAGGCACUUCAGGUGAAUGUUCAGAACAUACCUACGCCAAAGACAUCAACUCCAAUCAAGAGACGACGUACCACUUGUGUCAGGAAACCAGUCAAGCACCGGAGACGUACACCAGCAAAGGACAUCAGCUACGUUCCCUCGCCUGACGUGUCCCCAGUACUGCAAUACCCUGACAUGCAUGACACAACGUACGAGCCGGAAGAAUUGACUUGCACCCCAGAGGUGACAUUUGAUGAGUGCGAUAUGGAUGAGGGGUGUACGCAACACAAAGACUACUUUCUUGUCUCUCGUGACAACCUGCUGACACUCCUGAACACGUGCCGCACUUGCUUGUCUACGUCCUGCACAGUGAGCCUCUCCUGUUCUGGGACACGCAUCACUGCUAAGACUGAAUGCCCAAGGGGACAUGAGCACAUGUGGGCGAGCCAGCCACUACUAGGAAUGAAGCCCAAAGGCAAUGUCGACUUGUCGGCUGCAAUACUCUUCUCCGGUUCAAGUGUUGCUGGAACACUCAGAAUGAUGAGGUUGAUGGGUGUUCAAGUCAUCAGUGAUCAAACAUUCUUCAGUUACCAGAAGGCAUAUCUUUUUCCAGCUGUCACUGCAGUCUGGGAUGAGCACCAGAAAGGACUUCUGGCAGCAGCUGGUGACAGCAGCUUGGAGCUCUGCGGGGACGGGCGCUGUGACUCACCAGGCCACAGUGCCAAGUACUUGACAUACUCGUUCUUGUGUCCUGGCACGGGAAAGAUAAUACACACUGAGCAAAUUCAAGUCAAAGAAAGUGCCCAAAUUCAGGCGAGCUCACAAAUGGAGAAAGAGGGCCUCAUCAGAGGUCUUCAAUUUCUCUGUGACCAGGGCAUCUCCAUAAGGUCCCUGACAACAGACCGCCAUACAGCAAUAAAGAAAUACAUGAGGCUGCAUUGCCCGGCCACCAAACACCAAUUUGACGUCUGGCACGUUGCAAAAGGCAUCAGAAGAAAAUUGACAGCUGCUUCACGGAAGGCUAGAUGCAGGGAGCUGUUGAGCUGGAUACAACCCAUUGUGAACCAUCUGUACUGGUGCGCAUGUGCUUGCGGAGGAAAUGGAGAUUUACUAGUGGCGACAUGGACAAGCCUCCUAAACCACAUAGCUGACAUUCAUGAUGGUCACGGCAACCUCUAUCCCCGCUGCCUCCAUGGACCAUCCAGCAGAGUGUCAUGGCUCAAAAUUGACUCUCCAGCGCACAAACAAGUCAGAGCCAUUGUCAUGGCCCCAGUGCUUCUCAAAGACAUCCGACAGCUCUCGCCAGACACGCAGACAUACAGCCUGGAAUCUUUCCAUAGUGUCCUGAACGGCUAUGCUCCUAAGUCUACCGCAUACACAUAUGAGGGAAUGAAGGCUCGAACACUGAUUGCUGCCCUCCAUUUCAAUGAAAAUGCCAACAAAGAGCAAGCAACAACAAAGGAUGGAACACAGCAAUGGCACAGCAAGACAUCCAAGGCCAGACAUAGCAUGAUGACUGUGUGUCCACUCAAGAUGGCUGCUACAUUUGAUUAUGUGCAAGAUCUACAAAACAAGGUGACCGAGCUUUGCAUCGAGCACCCGUCAUUUCCAGAAGCACUAGCCCAGGCACCAGAAAAAAUUGCACCAGUAUUUGUGCCACAGAACGAACCUAGGCCCUCCAAAACUGAGCUCAUAGCGGCACACAAGGCACGGUUUUUGAAGUUUUGAUACAUGUAGAGCAGACAAGCAACUGGUGGAGUUAUCAAAAACCAAUUGUUCGAAGGCUACACCAGUAAAUUGGAAAAGCAAAGACAUAAACUUCAUGCUCGAAAGGGUUUGUGCUGUACUGAAGCGUGGGAAAGAACAAACCAAGUCGCAUAGAUUGUCUCUGCAACUGAUGCUGCAUGCGUGCAAGGACACCAUAAGGUUUCUGCCGACUGGCACGGCUGAUGACAAGCUCAAGAACAUCAUAAGUCAAGCAGAAGACACUUGUUGACAUGCACAUCAUGCUGGGAAAGCUUUGUGCUACACUAAAGUGUAGGAGUGAGGGAGCCGAGUGGCAUAGGUUGUCACUACAACUGAUGCGGCAUGGCCACAAAAGUACCAUAAGGCUGUUUCUGGGUUCAACAGAUAAUGACUAGUUUGACAUCAUCUUAAAUCAUGGACAAGACACUUGGUGACAUGUGCAUCAUGUGGGAGGUGUAACAGGCUGACGAAUAAAUGCAAUACUGACCCUUGUAGGUACGCAUUCAACUGGAAACAGUGUUUCACGUUCAGCGUGCCAACAUUCAAAAGAAAAAACUAAAGUGCAUUGCAAGUGGCUCUCCUGCUGCUGCUUGCAAUGGUAUGGCUGACUGUGAUCAUCAAAUUUUAUUCACACAAGCUUUGGGAAGAACCUCAGAGAAAAAGCUACAGUCAGUAGCUUGACUAGGUCUGGGGUCCCUGGUGAUGACAUGGGAGGCAGGAAAUAAAACAUGAGCAAAAUGGAAUGGACACACAAGUGGAACAUCGCAUUACGUAGUGUUUCCAUGCACAUAUGCACUAAAGAAACUAUGAACAGAACUGUACAUCAGGAACCAUAUCAUAAAGACCAAUUACAGAUGGUUGUUAAAUAUUUGACGUGGCAGGUAAACAUAUUCAAAAAGCAAAGAACAUGUCCUGGCCCAGCUAAAAAAUUAAUUGCUCAAUAUGACAGCAGUUUCACUGUCCCAUUAUAUGAUAGGAAUAUAUUUGGCAA
Messenger RNA from Dermacentor andersoni, 3958 nucleotides. RefSeq lists its product as uncharacterized. The record is from RefSeq and is a predicted model, not a curated record. Lineage: Eukaryota; Metazoa; Arthropoda; Arachnida; Ixodida; Ixodidae.